UAUUCCCUUCCUCAAAAGGCAGUGGAUACGGAAUCUUUUAAGACCAAUGUAGAUAGAUUCUUGAAGACCAAGGGUUUGAAAAGUUAUUGGGGUAUGCAAGAAUGUAGAGUUGAGGUUAAAACUAGAUCAGCCACGAUUGUAUUGAAUGGCAGAGGAGGUUCAAAGGGGCAAGUUGCCUGCUUUUAUGCCUUGUUCAUAUGUUAGAAUAAGGUAUGAGACCUUGUUGUUUUGAUGGAAUGAGCCCUCACCUUACCCUGUACAUACUUUCCCCUGUAAAUUACAUGUUUGUGAUCUUUAAAUCUGCACCGUGUGUAAGGAUUUCCAUUCAAACCUGUGCUUCUGCUCCACAUUCAUUUUGGAAAUGGAAGAGUCUAACACAUGCCUGGUCCUCCAGUGUGGCAAAGACAAAGUCAUUUUUGUCACCAAGGAAGAUCACGAAGCUCCCAGUAGCGCUGAGUUAAUCGAGGAUGAUCCCAAUGACCCUUACGAAGAACAUGGUCUGAUCCUGCCAAAUGGCGACAUCAACUGGAACUGUCCCUGCCUGGGCGGGAUGGCAAGUGGUCCGUGUGGGGAGCAGUUUAAAUCGGCCUUCUCCUGUUUUCACUACAGCAAGGAAGAGGUGAAAGGCUCCGAUUGCCUGGAGCAGUUCCGAACAAUGCAGGAAUGCAUGCAGCGUUACCCAGACCUGUACCCGCAGGACGAAGAGGUGGAGGAGGAGGAAGAAGACAGCAGCAAAGGGAAGACUGACCUCCCAGCACAAGAGAUACCAGCCUCCCAGAGUCCGGGCUCCAGCUAAUAGGAGGAGGGUGGGGGUCCUCCUAUUCCCCCAGACUGCUGUCCCCUGUUCAACCUCUCUGUUCACCACCCCCUCAUGUCAAGCCAAUGCCAAACAUCAGAAAGAGGGAAUGAAAACAGAAAUUGCUGGAAAACUUCAGUAGGUCUGGCAGCAUCUGAGAGAGAAAGCAGAGUUAACUUUUUGGGUCCAGCAACCCUCCUUCAGAAAUGCUUCAGCAUUGAGUCACUGAAUCUGUUUUCUCUCCUCAGCCGCUGCCAGAGUUUGUCCAGCAAUUUCUGUUUUUUGUUUCUGAUUUCCAACACCUCCAGUUCUUUGGGGUUUUUUGACAAUUUUUAAUUCUUGUGCGUGGAGGGGAUUUUCUUGAAACUGCAAAGGGGCUGGAGCGAAGCAGAACAGAGUUAGUGGGUGGGGAGGACAUCUCACCUUGAGGCUCAGUAGGUGGAAAGUGGCACCUUAGCUCCAAAUGUUGACAGUGGGGACCAUGCUGAGUGUCACCAUCUGAGACAGGGAAUACAGCCCUGGUUGGGAUGGGGGGGUGGGGAGGGGAAGAGCAAAUUCAAUCCUCAAAUCGCACUGAGCUGUUACCCAGUGUAACAACCUCCCUCCUAACCAAAAUGCAGGAAAUAAUUGUGUUCUAGUAAAUUAAAAAUAUUUUUACCUUGUA
Messenger RNA from Chiloscyllium plagiosum (whitespotted bambooshark), 1460 nucleotides. RefSeq names its product mitochondrial intermembrane space import and assembly protein 40-like. Gene Ontology annotation, molecular function: protein-disulfide reductase activity. NCBI's taxonomy places the organism in Eukaryota, Metazoa, Chordata, Chondrichthyes, Orectolobiformes, Hemiscylliidae. Gene Ontology annotation, biological process: protein import into mitochondrial intermembrane space. The record is from RefSeq and is a predicted model, not a curated record. Gene Ontology annotation, cellular component: mitochondrial intermembrane space.